Messenger RNA from Mesocricetus auratus (golden hamster), 5022 nucleotides. RefSeq names its product kelch like family member 29 (gene Klhl29). Lineage: Eukaryota; Metazoa; Chordata; Mammalia; Rodentia; Cricetidae. The record is from RefSeq and is a predicted model, not a curated record. Bases 425 to 3052 code for a protein of 875 amino acids. The transcript has 14 exons. Gene Ontology annotation, molecular function: protein binding.
GACAGGCAGAAGGACUGACUUCCCUCUCCCGGGCAUCCUCCCUGGGCUGCCGGGAGGCGGCGGCGGCGGGGGAGGAGGAGGGAAAGGGGGAGAAGGCGGAGAGCAGGAACGCGAGGAGGUGGACCUGGAUCCGUUUUUCCCGGCCAGGACGCGAGCGGCCCCAGCUACCGCUACCCGCCGGCGCCGUCCCCUAUCCAUCAACCCUCCUGCACCCAUCCGCGACCCUGGGCUCUCUGCGCGUCGGGCCGGGGCCGGAGCGGCGCGGCCGCAGACUGUCUGGCUCCCUCAUUAUGCCCAUGCUUUGCUAAGUGCUGGUGGCCAUCGAAGCUUUUGCAUCCUGGGGACGAAUCCUGAGCUCACCAGAGACGGACGGCGCAAGGUCCGGGCUCUGGUUCCCUGUGAGAAGCUGCCACGGCCCACCGAGAUGUCCAGGCACCAUAGCCGCUUCGAAAGAGAUUACCGCGUAGGCUGGGACCGCCGUGAGUGGAGUGUCAAUGGGACCCACGGGGCCACCAGCGUCUGCAGCGUCACCUCCGGGGCUGGCGGCGGCACAGUUAGCAGUCUCAGCGCACGACCAGGCCUCCUGCCGCUGCCCGUGGUGCCCUCCCGGCUGCCCACUCCCGCCACAGCUCCGGCUCCCUGCACAACGGGCAGCAACGAAGCCAUCACCAGUCUCGUGGCCAGCUCGGCCUCCGCAGUCACCACCAAGGCUCCAGGCAUCUCCAAAGCUGACAAUCAGUCCCAGGGACUCACGACCAGCAUUCGAUGGGGCCAGACGCCCAUCAAUCAGUCCACACCCUGGGACACUGAUGAGCCGCCCUCCAAACAGAUGAGGGAGAGCGACAAUCCAGGCACAGGGCCAUGGGUGACUACGGUGGCCGCCGGGAACCAGCCUUCCCUGAUUGCACACUCCUAUGGAGUGGCCCAGCCUCCCACCUUCAGCCCAGCUGUGAACGUCCAGGCCCCGGUCAUCGGGGUGACUCCCUCACUGCCUCCCCAUGUGGGGCCCCAACUCCCGCUGAUGCCAGGCCACUACUCGCUCCCACAGCCGCCCUCUCAACCACUGAGCAGUGUGGUGGUGAACAUGCCUGCCCAGGCCCUGUACGCCAGCCCUCAGCCCCUGGCCGUAUCCACUUUGCCUGGAGUGGGACAGGUAGCCCGCCCGGGACCCACUGCUGUGGGCAACGGCCACAUGGCAGGGCCCCUGCUGCCUCCACCUCCGCCUGCCCAGCCAUCCGCUGCUCUUCCCAGCAGUGCUCCUGCCACCAAUGGGCCCCCCACAACAGACUCAGCCCCUGGGCUACAAAUGCUACGGACCAUUGGAGUGGGGAAGUAUGAAUUCACCGACCCAGGGCACCCUAAAGAAAUGUUGAAGGAAUUGAACCAGCAGCGCAGAGCGAAAGCGUUUACAGACCUGAAAAUUGUUGUUGAAGGCAGAGAGUUUGAAGUCCACCAAAAUGUUCUAGCUUCCUGCAGCUUGUAUUUCAAGGACCUGAUUCAAAGGUCAGUGCAGGAUGGCAGCCAGGGCGGCCGGGAGAAGUUGGAGCUGGUGCUCUCGAACCUGCAGGCUGACGUACUGGAGUUACUGCUGGAAUUCGUCUACACCGGUUCUCUGGUCAUCGACUCAGCCAACGCCAAGACUCUGCUUGAGGCGGCCAGCAAGUUCCAAUUUCACACCUUCUGCAAAGUCUGCGUGUCCUUUCUCGAGAAGCAGCUGACGGCCAGCAACUGCCUGGGCGUGCUGGCCAUGGCUGAGGCCAUGCAGUGCAGCGAGCUCUACCACAUGGCCAAGGCCUUCGCGCUGCAGAUCUUCCCCGAGGUGGCAGCCCAAGAGGAGAUCCUUAGCAUCUCUAAGGAUGACUUUAUCGCCUACGUCUCCAAUGACAGUCUCAACACCAAGGCCGAGGAGCUGGUCUAUGAAACUGUCAUCAAGUGGAUCAAGAAGGACCCAGCGGCACGUGCGCAGUACGCAGCAGAGCUCCUAGCUGCCGUCCGCCUCCCCUUCAUCCACCCCAGCUAUCUGCUCAAUGUGGUGGACAAUGAAGAGCUGAUCAAGUCAUCGGAAGCAUGCCGGGACCUGGUCAAUGAGGCUAAACGCUACCACAUGCUACCCCAUGCCCGGCAGGAGAUGCAGACACCCCGCACCCGGCCCCGCCUCUCUGCAGGUGUGGCCGAGGUCAUCGUUUUGGUUGGGGGCCGUCAGAUGGUGGGAAUGACCCAGCGCUCGCUGGUUGCUGUCACCUGCUGGAACCCACAGAACAACAAGUGGUACCCCUUGGCCUCCCUGCCUUUCUAUGACCGAGAGUUCUUCAGUGUUGUGAGUGCCGGAGACAACAUCUACCUCUCAGGUGGUAUGGAAUCAGGGGUGACGCUGGCUGAUGUCUGGUGCUACAUGUCCCUGUUGGAUAACUGGAACCUGGUCUCCAGAAUGACUGUCCCUCGCUGUCGUCACAAUAGUCUCGUCUAUGAUGGGAAGAUUUACACACUUGGGGGACUUGGAGUGGCAGGCAACGUGGACCACGUGGAGAGGUAUGACACUAUCACUAACCAGUGGGAGGCAGUAGCCCCUCUGCCCAAGGCAGUGCAUUCAGCAGCGGCCACUGUGUGUGGUGGCAAGGUCUACGUGUUUGGUGGGGUCAACGAGGCAGGCCGAGCUGCAGGUGUCCUUCAGUCCUAUGUGCCACAGACCAACACAUGGAGCUUCAUUGAGUCCCCAAUGAUAGACAACAAGUACGCACCUGCUGUCACCCUCAAUGGCUUUGUGUUCAUCCUGGGAGGCGCGUAUGCCAGAGCCACCACCAUCUACGACCCAGAAAAGGGCAACAUCAAGGCAGGCCCGAACAUGAAUCACUCUCGCCAGUUCUGCAGUGCUGUGGUGCUGGAUGGGAAAAUUUAUGCAACCGGAGGCAUCGUGAGCAGCGAGGGACCAGCCCUGGGCAACAUGGAAGCCUACGAGCCCACAACCAACACAUGGACCCUCCUACCCCACAUGCCCUGUCCUGUGUUCAGACACGGCUGUGUCGUGAUAAAGAAAUAUAUUCAAAGCGGCUGACAUCAGCAGAGAGCCCAGGACAAGCCUAUGGGACGAGUUUGGUGAGGCAAAUGCCACACACACCAUGGUUAUCUUUCAACACCAACGAGAGGCCCACAAAACACAAGAAACUCACUGCGCUAACAUUUCGAAUAUUCUCUACAUUGAAUGUAGAAAUUCAUCCUCGCCUUUUGGGUGAAGUGGGGCACAGCGCUCGGGCAACAGGAACCUGGAACACACAGCCAAGACGCUUGCUCUCAACAGGGGGCGCUCGCUCUGCCCGGUGCAAUAGUCUCACAUAUUUUUCAACUGGGAGAGAAGCUGUUUUUUUUUUUUUUUUUUCCUUCUUGCAGAGCAAGCUCCAUCCCUAAACCACCAUAGAUCAGUUAUCCUGUGACAAUACUGGGCAUCAGGCUCUUUUUGGAAUAAGGUCAAAGUGUCCUUAUCACUUUGAUUCCUACUUGUUUUUGUUUUUUUUAAACCAAUCUACACUUUCAAGUGGCCGAGAGAAAAACGAGGGAUGGGACUGUGCAGCACCAGGGCCUAGGAAGGGGCUGUUAGCACCAGGCAGGGGAGAGGACCGGCUGUGUGUGUAGACUGGCAGCCGCAGGGAUCGCUGGGGAGAGCCGCGUGGACUUCGCGGGCUUUUCUACCAUGUUUUCGCUGCAAAAGGACAUGGCGGAUGUGUUAGCUUUCUCUUAGCCAGUAUGAAUUAUUUAGAUUUCCAAGGCAUUUUCUUGAUACACAAAAGGCUAUUUUUAAGUACUGAGAGGAGGAGGCCACAUGAGGGACAGCGCUGUGGGACUUCCCAAAGCUCUUUGUAGGUAGCGCCAGAGGCGGGGCACUUGCUCCCAUUUUUUUCUAUGUGCAGAGUAGAGGAUCUCUCCUGAGGUGGGCCAUGCCCCCACUUUAUUUUUGGAAAAAGUUAACUCCCAGACAGCCCCGAAAGGCCGUGCCUCGUGGAGGCAUUGUCAGCGGCGGAAGGAUCUAUGCUAGAAGAAUGUAGCUCCCUCCGCGAGGUAAAGCUGAACCCAGGCCCAGGAAAGGGACUGAGGGAGGCAGAGGGAAGAAAGAAAUGUCCACAAAGCACAGGAGACUAUUUUUGAUAUUUAUAGCUAUAUAUUCAAGGCACCUGCCGCGAGAGCUCUCAGGAUGGGGACAGCUUUCUUAGACGAGCCAUGACAGCCACGGCCUGAGGGGCACGAGGAGACCCCUCUUCUUGUUGCCUUGUACAGUAACCUGAGGAAAGGGAAGCCAAGAGCGAGCUCCCAACGAGGCUCAAAAGAGAAAGGCCUUCCCAUUAGUCCUUAGACCCUCAAACCUCACCUGGUCAUCAGUUUCCAUUCCAGGGCAGGAAGAAGGCCGCCGCCGCCGCCGCCGCCGCCGCCACCACCACCACCGUGCUGUUUAGUUGAAGUUAGUACCAAAUACACACCAUUUUUCUACCUGGGAAGUCAGCUCGCCAUCACUUCAUAAGAACCAUUGGCAGAGAGAAAAAGAGACAGGACACACUCUCCAUCAUUCAGUAUUGGAUGACACAAAAUUCCAGUCCUAAUGACGGGCAUCAACUUCUAGCAUUACAAGUGUGGCUCCCACUUGACAAGAUACCGAGCUUCGUUAUGCAGUUUUUAAUAUUAUUUAUUAUUUAAAAAAAGUAAUAAGCACAAAACUACAUACAUUGUAUGUCAUUUAAAAGUAUUUAUGUCAAACAGGGUGCAAGUGUGAACCCAAGGACUGGAGCACAAACUUCUAACUGCCUGGGGCAGGGCGAAUGUGAGCAUUGGUGUGCGUCUGCCUCCAAGGGAGGUGUUAGUGGUCAACAGGACUCCACGGAUGACACUGAAACUCCGUUUCUCUCCUCAUCUAGCACACUGGAGCAAAACUGGCUAUUUCUGUGAAUGAUAGAAAACAGGGUUCUCUGUAACGGUAUUGUAUAUAGUAUAUGUUUAUUGUUUAGUUGUUAUAUUAUAAUAAAUAUAUUUAUAGAUCUA